Molecule: messenger RNA, 835 nt
Organism: Archocentrus centrarchus (flier cichlid)
Lineage: Eukaryota; Metazoa; Chordata; Actinopteri; Cichliformes; Cichlidae
Gene: pvalb8
Product: parvalbumin 8
Exons: 6
Coding region: 309-638 (109 amino acids)
Cellular component (GO): cytoplasm
Molecular function (GO): calcium ion binding
Source: RefSeq, a predicted model, not a curated record
UCUCGUUUUUACACACAGUGGAUGAUUGAGUUUCUCUUUAUCUUUUCUGUGCUUCACUAGAACCUAACUGCAGACACCCGGGCAUCACUUGUUGAGAGGCCCCAUUAACAAGUUGGCAGCUGGAUUGGGUGGCUGUGACAAACAAUCGGAGGCUUGCAUGGGCCCCUUCUGCCGCUGGGGCCACCCACUACUACGCCCUUGUGGAAGGGGUUCACCUCCCGUUUCUUAAUCAGCACAGCUGACAAAGCAAUCCAAGGAGACUGAGCCCCGCACUCCCUCACCAGUAUCAGCCACUCUGAAGGAAUAAAAUGUCGCUCUCAUCUAUCCUUUCUGCUGAUGCCAUCGACAGUGCUAUCAAGGACUGCCAAGCUCCAGACUCCUUCUGCCCUAAGAAGUUUUUCCAGAUCUGUGGCCUCACCAAGAAGAGCCCUCAGGAUAUAAAGAAGGUUUUUGGGAUCCUGGACAAUGAUGCCAGUGGCUUUAUUGAGGAAGAAGAGCUUAAGUUUUUCCUCCAGAGGUUUUGUUCCGGGGCUCGUGUUCUGACCGAUAAGGAGACCAAGGGCUUCAUGAGUAUUGCUGAUGAUGAUAGUGAUGGUCGGAUUGGAGUAGAUGAGUUCCAAGCCAUGGUCUUAUCCUAAACAGCUGGACUCUUUCACUCCACCUAGACCCCCCCCCCCCUUCUCCCUCCCCCAUUCAGCUGCUUCAAGGGCUCUUAGUUUAGUCAAUUAUUUCUAUUUAGUUAGAUAAAAUGGUCCACAGACAUCUAUAUUCUUCUCUUAUUUUAGGUAGUUUCUUUCUAGAUAGAGCCUAAAACUGUAUUGUCCAAAUACAUGUG